GAAGUAGUUGAUGAAGGGACACUUCCAACGCAGCCACAUCACGUUGACAUAGACGCACAGCGUGGCCAGUCCGACGCCGAAGAAGCAAUAGGUGGCCACAUCGUUCGAGACCAGGGGAUAUCCACGCACCAGACCCGGCAGGAUGAGCAGCAGAAUGGCCACGAGAAUGAACACCAGGGCGGUGCCGUAGAUCCACAGGGACACCUUGAGACGGAGGCGGGCGACGCCAUCGGUUGGCUGAUCACUCAUCGAGGUGGGUGUUCUCCUAUUGUUUUGCUCGUUUCCCGGGCGUGUGUCAAGUGUCAAAGGGGAGAGCUCGGCCUGACAGCCAGUAUGUUAAGUGUAACCAGAUCGGUAUCAGCCCCGAAUUUCAGCGUGCGAUCCCUUGGAUCCUUUGGCCCAAAGACCGAUUACGAGGCGGAUUCCAGCUUGACCGACAGCCAGGUAAUAAGGACGGCCUACGUGAGGAGUGAGGAGUAUGUGGAGAGGGGAACAUCGAUCACCAGGAUUCCUCAGAAGCGUGAGCCCUCCCGCUGCCUGUUCCGCACCUACGUCUGCCUGCUGCUGGGCAUCCAGGUGACCCUCGCCUCGCUGCAGUGGCUCGGAUCCACGUACCGCUGGCGCCCCCAACUGAAUCCGGCCAACCGCAGCCUGUCCGUCCUGCUGCUUCUGCUCUCGUGGAUCAACCUCACGCUGGCCUUCAUCGGCUUCCGGCGGCUGCAGUUCACCUUCCCGCUGAACUGGAUCAUAUUCGGCUGCAUCUUCGAGAGCCUCACGCUGCUGGUGGUGUGCCUGCACAUCUUGGAGGGAGACAUCACCUGGCCCUUUGUGCUGAUCGGCAUUGGUGUGCUGGUUGUGUAUACUCUGCUGGGUCUGUGGGUGCCCGGCUUCCUCACCGCCAACCUCUGGAUCCUCAUCGUGGCCAGCAUCGUGGUCUUUGUCAUCUCCGCCGUGGCCCUGGGCAUCCGCAUGAAUAUGUGCUACUACGUGCCCACCAGCGUCUGCCUGGUGAUCUUCGGACCCUGGGCCAUGUUCAACUCCCAGAAGCUCUUCUUGCCCCGCCAUCGCACCGGCUACUUGCCCCACCAGUACCUGGAGGCGGCCAUCAAGAUGUUCAUCAACUACGCUUUCACUGUGAGCGGCAUCGUGUUUGCCCAUCGCUUUUCGGUCGACACUUUGGAUGCCCACGCUUAGCUGGGAUAAGGCUGGAUCAGAAUUUAAGGGUUAACGGGCUGGGGCUGAUCUUAUUUGUUUUUAGAUUUUUUGUAAGUCUUUAAUUAAAUUGUCACGUGUUUAUAUCUAA
This is a messenger RNA of Drosophila subpulchrella, 1303 nucleotides long. RefSeq lists its product as uncharacterized. The record is from RefSeq and is a predicted model, not a curated record. The transcript has a single exon. Lineage: Eukaryota; Metazoa; Arthropoda; Insecta; Diptera; Drosophilidae. The coding region runs from base 334 to 1194 and encodes 286 amino acids.